UUCCUGCGCGGAGGUGUCCAGACAAAGCGAAAUCCUCACUUUGGAUUUGAGGGGAAGAACAUGUUGUACCGCAUUCUGAUCGUAGACACCACAUGGGCUCAUAUGGAUAUAAUGUGUACCGUUCCUCUUGUUGAUGACGAUCCCGUAACUAAUCGGGGUCGCGCCGGUCACAUUGUUUGUAGCCCUCGCGCUCUGAAAUCUACGACAAUCAUAAUGGGCCUUAGGGGACCUGUCUCACGAGUAGCAGCCAGUAUCGAUCUCCUGGCCGUUCCCCCCACGGGUGCUUGCUUCAGCGACCUGGUCCGCGGUGAUGGGCCAGCACGGUAUGUCCUGCGCUGGCGGAGAAUCGCAGCUGGGCGGCCUGCACUCGAGAAAGCAGAACCGGUUGUAGCUGACCAAGUGCUGGCCAUUCUCGUCUUUCUCCGACACGGCCAUAUGGAGUCCCGCGUCUUGCACAUGUCCAUGCAGCGCCCAGGGGAGAACGGCGGCGGCGGCAAGCACUUCAGCUCCUGCUUGCCGGUCAGCGCACUCCUGGUGAGCGGAAGCUCAACCGUGCAGCAGCUGCACUUGCAGUCGGGAUACAGCAGCGGGCCCCCCGUGCGCCGCAGCCGCUUCGCCGCGGUGGCGGCUGACGCACCGCCAGCGCUGAUCAGCAGAGGAAGGCUACAACGGCAUUAACAUAAACGUUCGGGGUCCGCGCGUGUUGCUCGGAUCGGCGCUGGUGGCCCCCUGGCAGCACCUCCAGCGCAGCCGCUCGCGCGCUCCGCUCGUCAGGCAUGGGGGGCCCAGCGCCGAUCCAAGAAAUCUGCGCGGACCUCCGAACAUGCAUGUUCACAUCCUUUUCACUUCCUGUGCGAUCUGAGAACCCACCGCGGCCGCGGAGCCAUGCCCUUCAGAAACCGAGCACAACGCCGCCAGGAGCAGCGCGGCAACGGCCACCGGAGGGCGCCCGGCCAUCCAGGGGAUAUCAGGCCGAGCGUGGAAGCGAAGCGCGAGCACGAGCGGGCAGACGGAUCCUGCGCACGCACAGGGGGCACGGGAGCAGCGGGAUCCGGGAGCUCGUCGCCGGACGCGGCCGACGACGAACGCUGAGCCGAGGCUGGCACGAGCUCGACCUGACCGCACAAGUGCGGGCCUGGCUGGCGCAGUGCGAAGCAGGAGUGGCCAGGACUGGAGGAAGCGGAGGGGCUGGCCCCUGGCCUGUCUCCCCCUGCGCCCCUUCGGAGUGACAGGCCUGGCAACGAACACUCCCGACUUACCAUCAGCUGGCAGUCUCUGCAAUGGGGGGAGAGUGAUGGGGGGAGAGGCGGGAAGGGGAAGGGGGGAUGCGAGGAUCACGAUGCUGCAAGCAGAUGCAACUCACCUCACUAGGUGCGUAGCCCACCACCCAUGAGGGCAGGGUGAUGGGUGGCUGCUCGCCAAAAACGGACACGCAAUGUUUUUCCUGCCACGUCCAGCCCAGGCCAUGAGUAGGUGCCCCGACCGAAGUCCAAGGAGCGAUCCCCAAAAAGCAUCGCCACUCCUGAGCCCAACGUGGUCGUCCUUACUCCUGCUUCUUG
Molecule: messenger RNA, 1559 nt
Organism: Prorocentrum cordatum
Lineage: Eukaryota; Dinophyceae; Prorocentrales; Prorocentraceae
Source: the annotation of a GenBank genome assembly